Messenger RNA from Drosophila montana, 1210 nucleotides. RefSeq lists its product as uncharacterized. The transcript has 2 exons. Gene Ontology annotation, biological process: protein ubiquitination; interstrand cross-link repair. NCBI's taxonomy places the organism in Eukaryota, Metazoa, Arthropoda, Insecta, Diptera, Drosophilidae. Gene Ontology annotation, cellular component: nucleus. Gene Ontology annotation, molecular function: ubiquitin-protein transferase activity. The record is from RefSeq and is a predicted model, not a curated record. The coding region runs from base 197 to 970 and encodes 257 amino acids.
UCACACUGUCUUGUCAGUCCUCUCAACAUUCCCAGCUUUCCGAAAUGGGUUCUUUAAAUUAAUUAAAUUUUUGUUCAUUAAUUUUUAAUUUGCCUGGCAAUACUGGAGCUUUUUUUCAGGAGCUGGGCUCUGCAUCUCGCUCAGGUCUCAUUACAAUUUACUUCCUAGUCGGUCGAAGACCUCCCGCAACUCAAUAAUGGACUCAGGUUAUAAUCCAGAUGAUGAACAACCACAACGAGAACAACAAGAACAACAGGCUCCAUCGGCCAAGCGUAGACGUCUGCGCCCGACGUUGGCUCAGCAAAACGCCGAGCUUAAAGGGAAAAUGGAGCUGCUGACAGUGGAGUGCAGUGCGCUACGAACCGAGCUUGGCAAUGUGAAGAUGGAGCUGUCGAAAACCAAUUUGGAGAAGACGUUCAUGGCGGCCUCGUCCGAGAAGGUGGAGGGCUAUUUCCGCACCCUGCUCGGUGGUGCGCUAUUCGCCAGCUUGAAGACACAGUUGGACCUUCUGCUUGAGCAAGGUCAGCAGAUUCACGCCCGCUUGACGGUUAACAAGGAGCCGCCACAGCUGAAGACGAUCGCAACAUUAGCCGUGUUGCAGAACCAAUUGGACAAGAAGGACAAGGUCCGAGAGGAGCUGCGCAUCCAGUUGCAGGAAACGGUCGCCACUGUUGAUGCUCUUACUCGAGCGUUCAACUACGACCUGGCCCAGGAGUCGCAAAAGCGCGUCGAUUUGGAGCUAACCCUCGACAGAAUGCUGCGCACCAUGGAGAACGUUAUGUCCUGCUCGGUGUGCCUGCUGCAGUGGACCGAUGCUGGGGAGCAUCGGCUCGUCGCACUGCCAUGCGGCCACAUUUACGGCGAGAGCUGCAUACUGAGAUCCCUCGAGCAUUACCGGCACUGUCCCCAGUGUCGCAGACCGUGCACCAGCUCUGAUGUAUGUCGCCUUUUUAUCAAUCUGUCGGGUUAAUUACGUACAUACACAGACAUGCACACAUUGACACAUACACACAUGCAGACAAUGAGACAUAUGUACAUACAAUGGACACAUUCACAAGCACAAAUACACAUGCAGACACACAUACUCUCACACACUUUAACAUUCACAUACGCAUUUACAUACACGUACAUGCACACAUACACAUUCACAUACAAAUUCUGUAAAAGUGCACGCACAUGAUUGUACAUUUGUAAAUAUAUAUAAAUAUAU